AUGUCUUUGGGUGUCCCUCUCAAAAUCAUGCAUGAGGCAGUUCAUCACAUAGUAACAGUCGAACUCAAAACAGGCGAGAUGUUCACUGGAUACAUGGCAGAAGCUGAAGUAACCACAAGUAUUAUUGCGAGGAUACAAUGAAUGUCCGAUUGGAUGAAGUGUAGAUGGUCACUCGAGAUGGAAGACCAAUGUCAUUAGAAUAGGUCUAUUUGAGAGGCAGUUAGAUUAGAUUUGUUGUGAUUCCGGAUGUGUUCAAAUAUGCGCCUAUGUUCAAGAAGAUAAGAGCGAAUGCCAAGAGCAAGAACAUGCAGUAAAUAAGAGAGAAGGCAAGACAAGUGAGAGGUACGGGAUUCUCAUCAUAUUUUAAUAAUAGAGGAGUUGGUACCUCGUAUCAAGUAGGGUUUGGAGUAGUAGAAGAAAUGA
This is a messenger RNA of Paramecium octaurelia, 423 nucleotides long. The record is from the annotation of a GenBank genome assembly. Lineage: Eukaryota; Ciliophora; Oligohymenophorea; Peniculida; Parameciidae.